CGCCGCUUCCGCUUCCGCAGUGCUGAGGACGCGGGACGCGGCUGCCGGCGUCAUGGUGUUCCUCGGAGCGCCGCUCCGGCUGCGGAACCGCCUGGCCGGCCGCUGCUGGCGGAUCCAGGAGGUGCUGAAGCACGCGCGGCACUUCCGGGGCAGGAGGAACCGCUGCUACACGCUGGCCGUCCGAGCCGUGAUCAGGGCCUUCGUGAAAGGCACCGCGGCCCGGAGGCAGAAGAAGAGGGACAUGAGGACGAUCAGGACAGAGGUGGCCCUGCCUCCUAGGACCCCGUCAGUCUCACUGUGCACGUACUGUGAGCAGCGUCCGCUCUGGAUUAAUCGAAUUACAGCUGCCUCCCAGGAACACGGCCUGAAGUACCCAGCAUUCAUUGCCAACUUAGUUAAGUGCCAGGUGGAGCUGAACAGGAAGGUACUUGCAGAUCUAGCCAUCUAUGAACCAAAGACUUUUAAAUCUUUGGCUGCUUUGGCAAAGAGGAGGCGAGAGGAAGGAUUUGCUGCUGCCUUGGGAGAUGGAAAGGAGCCCGAAGGCAUAUUUUCCAGAGUGGUGCAGUAUCACUGAGGCUGAAGCUGUGUGGACCAGGAAAAGGCUUUUUCCCCCGAUGAUCAUAGUAACUAAGAUACGAGCAAAAUGUUUAGUCACAAGUUUGUAAGUUUGAUUUGUAAUUGUGUUUAUUCACAUUUCAGUAAGAGGCAUGAGAGAAAAGGCCCUUCUCUCAGUGGGACAAAUCCACAGAACUGUCUCAUAAAGAUCAUACAAAUAAAGCCCAUGUGGUGUUCA
Cynocephalus volans (Philippine flying lemur) is the source of this 793-nucleotide messenger RNA. RefSeq names its product mitochondrial ribosomal protein L20 (gene MRPL20). Gene Ontology annotation, molecular function: structural constituent of ribosome; rRNA binding. Gene Ontology annotation, cellular component: mitochondrial ribosome. The transcript is spliced from 4 exons. Bases 53 to 574 code for a protein of 173 amino acids. Gene Ontology annotation, biological process: translation; ribosomal large subunit assembly. Lineage: Eukaryota; Metazoa; Chordata; Mammalia; Dermoptera; Cynocephalidae. The record is from RefSeq and is a predicted model, not a curated record.